Pieris macdunnoughi is the source of this 234-nucleotide messenger RNA. Lineage: Eukaryota; Metazoa; Arthropoda; Insecta; Lepidoptera; Pieridae. The record is from the annotation of a GenBank genome assembly.
AUGAUGCUCCAAAUUUCUAGUUCACCCAAACGAUUUUUAUCAAUCUGGCGCAGUCCUGCUCAGAAGAAGACACACAAACACGUUAUAAAACUGGCCACCGUUCGUCUCACUCCAAACUUAAAGCUCCUCUCCUUUAGGGUAUCUCGAAAUUUCCUUUACUUCAGCUUUGCUAAGCCCGAUACAGAUCUUCAUGAAUACAUUGAACUGUGUGAGGACGAUCUAAUCCAGGAUUAG